Molecule: messenger RNA, 1143 nt
Organism: Prorocentrum cordatum
Lineage: Eukaryota; Dinophyceae; Prorocentrales; Prorocentraceae
Source: the annotation of a GenBank genome assembly
CUCAUUUUUGGCUCAGGCUUCGUGGCAGCCGAGGCUGGGGGAGAUGGAGGACGAGGACGAGGACGACGAUGCGGUGCCACAUCUUUUGGGAUGUUAGGCAUCCGGCGAGCGUCUCGAGAAGGCGCUGCUUCCUUCGACGUGGCAGUCAAGAAGUGUGGUCAGACAAAACAAUGGGGCGCAGCACUGCAGAUGCUUCGCCAAGGGAUUCAGUUAGGUGUGAAACCCUUCCCAGGGACUUACAUUGCGACUAUUAGUGCAUGCAGAAAAUGCGGACAAUGGCAACGGGCGCUGUCGCUGCUCAGUGAGAUGUGUGAGUCGGAAAUAGAGCCCAACGUCAUCAGCUACAGCGCUGGGAUCAGCGUCUGCGAGAAGGGCGGGCAGUGGCAGCAGGCUUUGUCGCUGCUCAGUGAGAUGCAAGAAGCGAGGAUGGAGCCCGACGUCAUAAUUUACAGCGCUGGGAUCAGCGCGUGCGAGAAAGGCGAGCAGUGGCAGCGGGCUCUGGCGCUGCUCAACGUGAUGUGGGAGAUGAAGGUGGAGCCCAACGUCUUCAGCUACAACUCCGGGAUCAGCGCAUGCGGGAAAUGCGAGCAGUGGCAGCGGGCUCUAGCGCUGCUCAGCGAGAUGUGGGAGGCGAAAUUGAUGCCCAACGUCAUUAGUUACGGCGCUGGGAUCAGCGCUUGCGAGAAGGGCGAUCAGUGGCAGCGGGCGUUGGCGUUGCUGAGCGAGAUGUGGGAGGCAAAACUGCAGCCGAACGUUAUCUUUUGCUACAGUGCUGGGAUCAGUGCUUGCGAGAAGGGCGAGCAGUGGCAGCAGGCUUUGGCGCUGCUGAGCGAGAUGCGGGAUGUGAAACUGCAGCCCAACGUCAUCAGCUACAACUCUGGGAUCAGCGCGUGUGGGAAAAGCGAGCAGUGGCAGCGGGCUCUAGCGCUGCUCCGCGAGAUGUGCGAGGCGACACUGAUGCCCAACGUCAUCAGUUGCAGCGCUGGGAUCAGCGCUUGCGAGAAAGGCGAUCAGUGGCAUCGGGCUUUGGCGCUGCUGAGCGAGAUGCAGGAGGCGAAACUGAAGCCCGACGUCAUGUCUACAGCGCCGGGGUCAGCGCGUGCGGGGAGGGUGAGCAGUGGCAGCGGGCUUUGGUGUUGCUGA